ACUGGCUGGCUAGCGCUGGAAGGGGGCGGGGCCGUGGCAGGCGCUGGUAGCAGUCGGCCGAGCACCGUUAGGGCAGCCCCGAGCCCGGCGCCCAGCCAGACCCUUGGAAGAGGUGUCUCGUCCCCUGCCACCGCCCAGGCCUCGCUGGCGCCCUCCCGCUGGUAUCAGCGCGCUCCCGAGCGGCAGUGAGCCACGUUUGGGUCCGGACCAGGGAAGGACGUUAGUCAGCAGUCUGGUAGCUGGAUUCCCUAGGAAGAGAAGUUCUCAAGCAGUAAGAAGAAAGCCCUUCAAUUUGGAACACUUCUUUGCAGCUGGAAAUGGGGAAUGGGCUGUCAGACCAGACUUCUAUCCUGUCCAGCCUGCCUUCAUUUCAGUCCUUCCACAUUGUCAUUCUGGGUUUGGACUCUGCUGGAAAGACAACUGUGUUAUACAGGCUGCAGUUCAAUGAAUUUGUAAAUACCGUACCUACCAAAGGAUUUAACACGGAAAAAAUUAAGGUAACGCUGGGAAAUUCUAAAACAGUCACUUUUCACUUCUGGGAUGUAGGUGGUCAGGAGAAAUUAAGGCCGCUGUGGAAGUCAUAUACCAGAUGCACAGAUGGCAUUGUGUUUGUUGUGGACUCUGUUGAUGCUGAAAGGAUGGAAGAAGCCAAAACUGAACUUCAUAAAAUAACUAGGAUAUCAGAAAAUCAAGGAGUCCCUGUGCUUAUAGUUGCUAACAAACAAGACCUGAGGAACUCGUUGUCUCUCUCAGAAAUUGAGAAAUUGUUAGCAAUGGGUGAACUGAGCUCAUCAACUCCCUGGCAUUUGCAGCCCACCUGUGCAAUCAUAGGCGAUGGACUGAAGGAAGGACUUGAGAAGCUACAUGAUAUGAUAAUUAAAAGAAGAAAAAUGUUGCGGCAGCAGAAAAAGAAAAGAUGAAUGGUGAUAACCUUUUAGAUCUGUGUGGAGUAGGUUUUCUGUGGUCUGAUUUUGACAAAUGGAAGAGUGUCUACAGCCUGGUUUGCCUGCCUGCCCUCCUGGAUGCUGUUAAAGCUUUGUUUUGUUGAACAAUCAGAUGUCCAACUCUGUUGCCUUGUGGAAGAUGAGUAAAUGCAGUGCUUCUUAAAAUGGCCUCUUCUCCCUACCCCACAAAUCUUUUGGUACUACCAUUUUGGGAAGCCAAGCAAAGAUAGAAAAUUGACCAGAAAACAGCUGUGGAAAUUUGACCUGAAGUUACUGAAAUAAAACUUUGAAGAGUG
Balaenoptera ricei (Rice's whale) is the source of this 1240-nucleotide messenger RNA. RefSeq names its product ADP ribosylation factor like GTPase 4A (gene ARL4A). Bases 318 to 920 code for a protein of 200 amino acids. The transcript has 2 exons. NCBI's taxonomy places the organism in Eukaryota, Metazoa, Chordata, Mammalia, Artiodactyla, Balaenopteridae. Gene Ontology annotation, molecular function: GTPase activity; GTP binding. Gene Ontology annotation, biological process: intracellular protein transport; vesicle-mediated transport. Gene Ontology annotation, cellular component: cytoplasm. The record is from RefSeq and is a predicted model, not a curated record.